AUUAUGCUCAACAGAAACAGCUACAUGUGAAACACAGACAAAAAACCCGGGACACUAUUUCAGUAGAGUGAGAAAAUGGAUGACUUCUAAAACACCUCACAAGGACUAUACCCCCACUGAAUGAGAUGGCGUUGUAGGCUCGAGGCACUGUAACAGCCAGAGGAGCUGCCAUGGACGCCCUGGCUGUCAGUGGACUACAGCUCUCCCCAGUGAAACCCUUUGACCAAAUAGUGGAAAUCAGAGCAGAGAAACGUGAGCACCUGCGAGGACGUAACAACGUGACUUCGUGCCGCAGCCCUACGAGAGACUUUGACACAAGACAAAUAAAGAAUGAACUGAAGGAAAAGAGGCAUCUUGAAUUUCUGAGAAGGAGAUCAGUGAGCCCAGAGCUGUGUGGUUUGAAUACUACAAACUAUUCUUCCAGGAGAAAACUUUCACCAAGGACUUUUUCAGUAAAACACCACAGGUCAAUCAGCAAGUCAGAGACAAUGCAUACAAAUAUCCAAUAUACUCCCACAUCUAAUGGGAGACAUCCAAAGGUGACAUUAACACCAAGAGGCAGCAUGGCUGACGGCCCAAGCACCAGCAACUGGGCUUUAUUAUGGUCAGAACAGGUCACAGUAAUGAGGCCGGAGAAAGGUCAUGCAAAGAAGCAAGCAUCUACCUCCGCACCAGCGAUAAAGGAAUCAAACCAGCAGCGGACAAAAAGCAUGGAUAAAAGAGAGAAUAGUAUUAAUGCUCAAAAGACAAGCAUCAAAACAGUCAUCCCAGCAGAAAGGAUUCAACAAAGGUUCUCCGUCCAAACUGAAAGUAUUCCCAAAAAAAAGGUGCUGCAUGAGACCAGUGCGCAGACAGAGUCUGGUUUUGUCAUUGUCAAGGAGUCGGAUCUUCAGCGAUUAACUGACUACUUACAGGAGGCCCUGUGGAGAGAGGAGGCUGUGAAGGAGAAGCUGGCAGCCCUCCAGGAGCACACAUCAAACCUCAUGAACUCCUCAAACAAGAUGUGGAUGGCUCGUUGCAGUGAAGACCUGCUGAGAAACAAGAUCAAGUCUCUGGAGGUGCAGCUGCAAGUCUGCCUGCAGAAGCUGCCCAAGGAUGGAGUGAAGAAACUGGUGAUACAGAUGGAGAAGCAGAAACUGCUGUAUGAGGAGAGGGCCCUGGUCGCCUUGCAGAAGAUCACACAGGAGAAAUCUGAGGCGCUUAGCAAGGCUGAGACAAUGCAGGAAGCGCUAAUUACAGCAAAGGCAGAGGCCCGGAGGUGGCAGAGUCUUUAUGAGGAGCUGAAGCUGAGCUCUGCACAACUAAAGGAGAACCAGCACCUCAGUAAUGAGCAGCUGCAACAGCUGCACAGCCAAGUGGAGCUGUCCAGAGCCAGAGAGGCCGCGCUGAGGGAUGAGGUGGUGUCAUUGAGACAAGAGAGGCAGGAGCUGCAGUACAACAUUUGCCUUCUGGAAGAGGACAACCAGAUUUUAAGGGAGGAAAUCCAGCACAUUACAGAUGGCAGCAAUGAGAGCCAGGACUUCCUGAUGCAGGGGCUUCUGACGUCAGAGGAGGCAGAGCCACGACUGACGGUGAGGAGAGACUCUCAGGUGGAGGAGCAGCUCCGUCACACUCAGGAGAAACUGCAACUCAAAGAGAGAGAGUGUGAGGAGCUGCAGACAGAGCUGCAGGCCAUGGAGCAGGAGUGUAAGUCCAGCCAGGCCCGGCUGUCGCAGUGCAGGGACGAGCUCCGGCAACUCAGUCACCGCCGCAGGAGAUCGACACGAUGUGGCUCCUGGUGGAAGGUGUGUGUGUUUUUCCUUCUUCUUCUCGCUGUGGCAGGGGUUGCCAUGUUGUGGCUGUGGCAUCCUCCUUUCAGGGAGCAAGUUGAAGACCUGUACUCAGACAUAGAGAGACGUAUCGAAGAUUAUCUCAUGGACAUGGCCUCUCCUCAACACUCAGGCUGUUUUAGACCGAUAUGAUGAUGUCACUGCUCAGGAACAUUGUUUUUGUUGUUGUGUUAUUUUUAAAAUAUGACUUUUUUUCUAGGAUGUAGUUAAUAUAGUUUAAUUUCAUGUAAUUUUAGACUUGGAACUCAACGUGUGUGUGUGUUUGUGUGUGUGAAAGUGUUGUGGUGAUGUGUGUAGGGAGUUUGCAGAAAGUUCAGAUACAAGAGACCACUUCCAGAGUGAUAAAUGUUUGCAAAUGAAAAGUACUAUCACAAGUUGGCUGAUAUAAAUGACGUUUUAAGAAACUGUGAGUCAAUGAUAAUAAUAGUCAGGAGAAGAAAAACAGGAAGUAUCCUCUGUACUGUAAACAGCUUAUUUAAUGGGAAGCACCACCAUGAAUUGUUAAAAAGCCAUAUAAAACACAAAAAGACAACACAUUAUUCUCUCAGCUGCCAACUUCAAUAAAAGAAUGUGGGAAGAGAAAAAACUCAAUAAAAGAGCCAUUAGAGUUUUAUAUUGUACGAAAUAAAGAAACAUUGUUAGUAUAACAAAUGUCACUGUUUGUUGAAUUGUUUUGAAAAACAUUUUAGUCUUGAUGAUACCGAUUUGAAAUUGAAUAAAGUCAGUUGUUGGAGUA
This is a messenger RNA of Epinephelus lanceolatus (giant grouper), 2565 nucleotides long. It is a transcript of the gene traf3ip3, whose product is annotated as TRAF3 interacting protein 3. NCBI's taxonomy places the organism in Eukaryota, Metazoa, Chordata, Actinopteri, Perciformes, Serranidae. The record is from RefSeq and is a predicted model, not a curated record.